GUUUUUUAACUCCAAACUAUAACAUUUUUUAUUUUUUUAUUUUUUUUUAGCUUUACGAUCGUGAAGCUUGGAAAACAAGAUGCAUUUCUCCACCUUUGUGCUCUGCCUGGGUUUGGGGGCUUUGGUCAAAUGUGCUGCUGGGAGUGAAUGGUGCUAUACCGGCUGUGAAUACACCCCGUCCAAAUGGAAAGACAUCUCCGGCUCUUUUUGUGGAGAAAAGAGGCAGUCUCCUGUGAACAUAGUCCCCAGCCAUGUUGUGACUGACCCUAAUCUGGGAAACUUUACCUUCGUCAACUUCUCCUCUCAGCACGCCAUCAAGUCCAUCGAAAACAAUGGACAUACGGUGAAAUGCAAACUGAAAGACAAUGAAGUUGAAGUGAGUGGAGGUGGACUCAACGGAACGUACUCCGCCCUACAGUUUCACUUUCACUGGGGCGACACGAAGCAUCACCCAGGUUCAGAGCACACCAUUGAUGGCCACAGAUAUCCGAUGGAGAUGCACAUAGUCAGUCUGAGGAAGGGUCUCACUGUGCAGGAGGCCAUAGAGAAGUCAGAUGGAAUCGCCGUUCUUGGAUUCUUCAUAAACGCAACUGAAGAUGGAAAUAUGUCAGGGCCAUGGAGCAUGCUCACAUCUUACCUAAAAAAUGUCACAGACGAGGGUGAUGAGGUUAACAUAAACCACAACAUCUCCAUUUAUGACCUGAUUGGAAAUGUAGACAUGACAAAGUUCUACCGGUACAUGGGCUCCCUGACCACACCCAGCUGCAACGAAGCAGUCGCGUGGACGGUGUUUCAAGAGCCAAUCAACAUCCAUAAAGAUCUGGUUCAGCUGUUUCCCCAGGAUGCAGGCCUCACUAACGUCUUUCGACCUACACAACCGCUGAAUGGGCGUCAAGUGUUUGCCUCACCUGCAACCCCUCUACCUCCCAGUCCUCCAUGGUGCUAUGAUGAUCACUGUGAUUACACUCCAUCUAAAUGGCACCUCCUGCCUCAGUCCUACUGUGGAGGCGAACGCCAGUCACCCAUCAACAUUGAGACAAAGAAUGCUAAGACUGACAUCCACCUUGAUGAGUUCACGUUUACAAAGUUUGACGACAAGCACGCCAUCAAGUAUAUCACCAACACAGGCCAUGCAGUGAAGUGUGUCUUGAAGGACAAUUUGGUGGAAUUGUCAGGGGGAGGUUUGGGACACGUCUACUCCACCCUUCAGUUCCACUUUCACUGGGGAACCACAUCACAUGACUCCAAGGGUUCAGAGCACACUGUGGAUUCAAAAAGAUACCCAAUGGAGAUGCAUAUAGUGAGCAAGAGAAAAGAUCUAACCCUGGAGGCCGCAAUUAAGACUCCUAACGGGCUGGCGGUGCUGGGGUUCUUUAUUGAGUCCAAGGUUACAACCAAAAGUAGCAGUAGCAGCUCAGGACAUGAGACGACAAAUCCUUCUUCAAGUUCAGCAUCCAGCAUGGAAUACUGGAAAAAACUGACCGACCACCUCCAUGCUAUUCAAAACAUCAGCUCUAAUGUCAGCGUCACAGCAGAGCUCUCUAUUGAUGACUUGCUUGGCAGUGUGAGUCGAAAGUCAUACUUCCGCUACAAUGGCUCCCUGACAACCCCGUCAUGCAAUGAAGCAGUGGUUUGGACAGUCUUUAAAGAGUCUAUCGAGGUGGACGAAAGCCUGAUGAAGAUGUUCCCGACUUAUGCAGGCUACAAUGACGUGUUUCGGCCCUCACAGCGUCUUCAUAGUAGGACAAUCUUCACCACAUCAGCUUCGACUUCCCCUGGACCCAUCCUAAUGUCUCUGCUGCUGGCAAGCCUCUGUGCCAUUUUUCUGUAAUUUGGAUCUGUGAAGAACGAGUGAGAGGAACAUACAUUGCACUAAUUAUUUAUCUUUUUGUGUUAGCAAUAGACCAUAAAAGUGAUUUCACUGGUGAUGUCUUUAGAAUAAUCUUUACUUUGAUUUAUUGCUACAUGGUUGAUUAAACUAUGGGCUGUUAUCCACUGUCUGCUGUGCUGUUAAAAUUUAUAUAUUAAAAUGACAAGCUUACUAAACUUUGGUUGAAGCUACAUCUCAGAUAAUUCAAUAUGUUGCCUAGCCAUUAAUUUCUAAAUGUUAACAUUAGUUUAGUGUUGUUUUUUUAAUGGAAUGUGUUGACCACACAAAAGAAAGAGAGAGAGAAGAAAAAAUGUGUUGCGUUGAGUGAUGUUGUGAUUCAGCAGUGAGAAAUGUAUUCUUGUAACAGACAAAUAAAAUUAAAUGCCACUGGUGUUGUUUAAAAGAGAAA
This is a messenger RNA of Stegastes partitus (bicolor damselfish), 2279 nucleotides long. Its product is annotated as carbonic anhydrase-like. The record is from RefSeq and is a predicted model, not a curated record. The coding region runs from base 80 to 1831 and encodes 583 amino acids. Gene Ontology annotation, cellular component: plasma membrane. Lineage: Eukaryota; Metazoa; Chordata; Actinopteri; Pomacentridae. The transcript is spliced from 17 exons. Gene Ontology annotation, molecular function: carbonate dehydratase activity; zinc ion binding.